Dichomitus squalens LYAD-421 SS1 is the source of this 480-nucleotide messenger RNA. Its product is annotated as NAD(P)-binding protein. Gene Ontology annotation, molecular function: oxidoreductase activity. Bases 1 to 480 code for a protein of 159 amino acids. Lineage: Eukaryota; Fungi; Basidiomycota; Agaricomycetes; Polyporales; Polyporaceae. The transcript has 3 exons. The record is from RefSeq and is a predicted model, not a curated record.
AUGCUUCACAUCACUGGCGCGUCCACUGGCCUCGAUCGCGCACUCACCGAGAUCAUCUUUGAGAAGGGCGACACAGCGGUGAGUCGUCUCUCAACCCUCAAGCUGGACGUCAGCAAACCGCGAGAGAUCAUCGACGCCUUUGCUGCCGCUAAGGAGAAGUUCGGCCGCAUUGACGUCGUCGCGAACAAUGCUGGACGACGUUCGUUUGGAGAAGAAGCCAUAGAGGAUGCAGAUGCGCACGACGUGAUGGAGACGAACUUCUGGGGAGCAGCGAACGUCUUGCGCGAGGCCGUGAGGUUCUUUUGCGAGGUCAACCCAAUGGGAGUAGGCGGAAGGCUUCUCCAGAUGGGUUCGGGCGCAGGAUUGCAAGGCCUUGGAGCAAUGGCAUAUUAUUCAGCGAGCAAGUUCGCAUUGGAGGGAUUUAGCGAAGGCCUUGCGAGUGAACUCGAUCUCGCAUGGAAUCCCAAGAUAAUAAGAUAA